UCAGUCAGUCAGUUUGGUGUUGAGGCUCAGGAGGGUUGUGACGCCUGCCGCUCUUAACUUGGCGCUCGCGCACUCAAACGUGUCACCGAAAACUGUUUUAACGCAUUGCUGCAGAACUCGGUAUAGGCUAAUACAGAUGUCGCAGCCUGCUUGAUAUCCAGCAGUGUGCUGUGGUCUGCUUGAUAUCCAGCGGUGUGCUGUGGUCUGCUUGAUCUACGUUCUGCUGUAGCCUGCUUGAUCUCCAACGGUGUGCUGCGGUCUGCUUAAUCCGAGCUCUGCUGCAGGUUGCUUGAUCCGGGCACUGCUGCAUGGAGUAGGCAUAAUCCGCACUGCUGCAGUCUGCUUUUGCGCGUUGCUCGCUAGAAAGGAGAUUAAAUAACAUCGCUGGACCUCUGCUAAACUAAUUGGAGGAUUGAUUACAACUAAUACCACACGUUAACAUAAUUCCAGCAGUGGGCGUGCGGGUGGGCAGGCCAGAGUCCUGCUUGGCAGCAUGGAUCAGCUACAAAGGGACCGUGUGGGCCAGCGACCCUUCAACGAGCACACGGGCGACAACAUCUGCCCCAACAUGAUACGCGGCAUCGACUACAUCAGAGACCCCAGGCUCAACAAGGGUAUGGCCUUCACCCUGGAGGAGAGGCAGGUUCUGGGCAUCCAUGGACUUAUCCCUCCACGAUUCAAGACACAGGAGGAACAAGUUGACCUCUGUCAGAAAAAUAUUGAACGCUAUAAGGAGCCAUUGAACAAGUUUAUCUACCUAGCUGGCCUUCAGGAUCGUAAUGAACGCCUAUUUUAUAGACUUUUGAGUGAAAAUGUAGAAGAGUAUAUGCCCAUUGUAUAUACGCCAACUGUAGGGUUAGCCUGCCAGAAGUUUGGCCUGAUCUUUCGAAGACCUCGUGGUCUCUUCAUCUCGAUACACGACAAGGGACACGUUUAUGAUGUCUUAAGGAACUGGCCUGAGAGUGAUGUGCGAGCCAUUGUUGUUACUGAUGGUGAGCGUAUCCUUGGUCUUGGAGAUCUGGGUGUUCAAGGUAUGGGUAUUCCAGUAGGCAAAUUGUCCUUGUACACUGCACUCGCUGGCAUCAAGCCCCAUCAGUGCCUACCCAUUGUGCUUGAUGUUGGCACUAACCGAAAGGAACUGCUUGAAGAUGAGUUCUACAUUGGGAAUCGUCAUGAGCGCGUUACUGGUGAUGCUUAUGAUGACUUUAUUGAUGAAUUCAUGCAGGCAGUAGUACAACGCUAUGGACAGAACACACUUAUCCAGUUUGAAGACUUUGGUAACCACAAUGCAUUCCGUUUCCUUGAGAAGUAUCGUGGAAAGUACUGUACAUUCAAUGACGACAUUCAAGGAACAGCUUCUGUUGCUGUGGCUGGCUUGCUUUCAUCCCUUAGAAUUACAAAGACAAAGCUAUCAAGCCAUAAGUUCUUAUUCCAGGGAGCUGGUGAGGCUUCUAUUGGUAUUGCAAAUCUAAUUGUUAUGGCCAUGGUGGAGGAAGGCUUGUCAGAAGAGGAAGCUCGAUCAAAGAUAUGGUUAGUGGAUUCCCGAGGGCUCAUUGUAAAGAAUCGGCCUAAGGGUGGCAUCUCUGGACACAAAUCAGUCUUUGCCCAUGAACAUCCACCAAUGGAGGAACUUGCGGACAUUGUCAAAGAGCUUAAGCCAACUACUCUCAUUGGUGCUGCUGCCAUUGGUGGUGUGUUUACUCCAGAACUGCUGAAAGAUAUGGCGUCCUUCAAUGAACGCCCCGUCAUCUUUGCUCUCAGUAACCCAACAAGUCAGGCUGAAUGCACUGCAGAAGAUGCUUAUAAAUACACUGAAGGCCGCUGCAUAUUCGCAUCUGGCUCUCCAUUCAGUUCUGUGACACUCAAUGGCCAGACAUUCUACCCUGGUCAAGGCAACAAUGCAUAUAUUUUCCCUGGUGUGUCUUUGGGCGUCAUCUGCACUGGCAUCCAUCACAUUGAGGAUUCAAUCUUCCUUAUGGCAGCCAGGGCUCUUGCAGACUUGGUAACAGAAGAGGACCUUGGAAAUGGCCGGCUGUAUCCACCUCUCUCAGACAUCAAAGCUUGUUCAUUGAAGAUUGCCAUAUAUAUAGCUGAGCAUGCCUACAAGACAGGUAUUGCAUCGACUUACCCCAAACCCAAAGAUUUGGCCAAGUUCAUCACUGAUCAGCAGUAUAGCUACAGCUAUGAUGAAAUAUCUGCUCUUCCUAAAACUUGGGACUGGCCCGACCUUUCCACCUUCAACCCAAAGCUUUAAGAGUGUAAACUCUUAAUUCUUAAAAAAACAAAAUCUUAUGACUAAUAAGCUCUCAAGAAUUCUAUCAAAGGUUUUCUGAUUUUAUCUCUGAAGAAAAACAUUUUUGCUUCAUAUACUGAAAACCACCUGUUCACUGAUAUUGUGCUGAUGUAGCAAUUCAUGUAAAGGCAAGAAGUGUAAUACAGUAUAUUGUAUAAAUCAUAACUUCUGUGUUAGUAAACAUAUUAAAGAGUAACAUUUCUGUUAGGGCACCAACAUUAUUAAAUACUCUAGUUCUCUCCCAGACAUUAAAUUUGCAAAUAAAGAUUUGGUAAGAUAGUUUAUAUUAUUUACAGCUUAUUAAUGCUGAAAUACUUACUUAACUGUUGUGUGAAGGUGGAUUUAAGUCUUUUUUUUUUAUAUUUAUGGAAAAAAGAUAUGUAAUAUGCUAGUAGACACACUACUGUAUUUUGUGAUAUAAUCUUUUGUAUCGUAGGUGAGGGCGGUCAGGUGACUUUAGCAAGUCUUUGCUUGUCUAAUACAUCCUAUAGGCUUUUUAUCGAAUUCGUCAUAAUUUUUAGUCCAUGCACACAUUUCUUAAAAUGUCAAGAUCUCUAAAAGAAAACUACUUAAAGUUGCAUUUGCCCGACAUAAAAUAUUAUUUUGAUGUUUUCAACGUGUAGUCAUCCCUGUCCUAAGGCUAGUGCCUUCAUUAGGUAAAGUAUUGAUUGCACUACCAAAUACUAUUCUGCACCUAUAGACUGGUAUUAUACAUAAAACAAAUGUCAAUUUUAGGGUUUACUUGUAUUAGAAAUUAAAAUAUGCCAAACAAAUACAAUAUUGUGUGUGCUGUAAUGGUCAAGCUGUCAACAAUAACAUGAUCUAGAGUGAGCUUUUGAAUGGUAUACAGCAAAGGUUUUUGUUAACAUACUGGUACUUUUCAUUACUAAUGCUUGAAACUUUUAUUCAGAGGCCCUUUGAUUACAGGAUCUCUUUGAUAAUGAUUUUUUUUUUUUACUUUAUGGCCAUUAAUGAUAAAACUAUGUAUACAAUUCAAUUUAAUGUUUAUAUCCUGAAGCUAUUACAAGUCCAUACAAAUUACUUUUGGAAAUAAUGAAGAAAUCAGAAGAAAUGUAACCAUUGAUUCAUGAUGAAACAACUAGCAUUUCAUAUUUUGAUUUUUCAUCUCUAGUUUCAAAUCAUAUCCACUUAGUUUUUAUUAGUACAGGAGACUAACUGGAGCCUAAUUAUAAAUUUUGAUCCAAAUUGUUUUCCUAAUCUGUUUUGCCAACUAAUUACUGCUAAAAAUAGCAUUGCUAUUUAUUUGCACUUUUUCCCUUGGUAAAGUGAUUUGGCAAGCAAAAUAUAACUUAUCAGCUAGACUUUCUCUGGGCACGCAGAAUAGUAGCUAUAUGCUUGUAUAUAUAUAUGGAGAGCCAGUUACUAGGGUCUACAAGUAAAUCAAUAAUUUUUAUUUUCCUAAGGGAAACCCAAGAUAAUUUGUCUUAUAUUUUUUCAGAAUGUUUGUAAAGUAUAAAUGGUGCAAAGUGUUUGCCAAAUUUUUAUACAGAUGGCUUUGUGACCCCAUGUAUUGUUAAAACAUUUCAUGGACUUGACUACCUAUCAUUUAAAUAUAAGGUACGAGUUGUAACCUUCAGAAACAUCCAGAGGCCAGAGUGCUUAUAUAUUUUUUUCACUGCCGUAUUUUACUGAAAGGAGUUACAUACAGUAUCAUGUGUAAGUUAGUGUAUUAUGUAAGCUAAACCAUUUGUUAAUAACUCAUGAGAUGUAUUUAUUUCCCUAUCAUGUUUUUAUCAACAGUGUGUAGUUGUGCAAGUAGAAUAAAAUUGUAAGGACU
Molecule: messenger RNA, 4091 nt
Organism: Procambarus clarkii (red swamp crayfish)
Lineage: Eukaryota; Metazoa; Arthropoda; Malacostraca; Decapoda; Cambaridae
Gene: Men-b
Product: Malic enzyme b
Biological process (GO): pyruvate metabolic process; malate metabolic process
Cellular component (GO): mitochondrion
Molecular function (GO): NAD binding; malate dehydrogenase (decarboxylating) (NADP+) activity
Source: RefSeq, a predicted model, not a curated record